Messenger RNA from Cuscuta campestris, 2450 nucleotides. Lineage: Eukaryota; Viridiplantae; Streptophyta; Magnoliopsida; Solanales; Convolvulaceae. The record is from the annotation of a GenBank genome assembly.
ACUCAGGGACGGAGGGAGUAAAAAAUAGUAAACGACCUACAAUUAUGAACGUAAAAACAAAUAAUCCCGUUUUAGAAUCUGGUUGAUUCAAGCAAAACAUGACAGAAAUUUUAGAAGUUUCACUCUUCAAUCUCGUGCAUAAACUUACUCCACAACUCAUUCAUGUCACUGAUAAAUAAUGCAGCAGCAUAUUUUGCCUUAUCCUCAAGUACAUCGGGGGUGUAUAUCCAUCUAUUUUCUUCUUAUCUUCAUAGCCUGAUCCCUUAGUCCUGACAUUUGUCUCUCGCUUCAAGGUUAAUAUGUGCAACAUCUUGUUUAGGACGAUUCUUUCAGCAAAAUGUUUCUUAACCAUCCACUUAUAUGGACUUGUGUAAGUUCCUGUUUUGACUUUUUGUUGAUAUUAGCAACUGGGCUUCAAUCACCAACUCUUUAUCAUUCACAAGCAAACCAACCACAUUUAUAAUGCAUCAUAGACACAAAAACAACAAAAGAAUUUAGUGAAUAUCAUUGCAUUUAUUACUACUAUUUGUAUCAACAUUUAGAAGUUGUACCUCAUGAGAUAAAAAGCUAACCACACUAUGCAUAUAGAGCAUGAGACUAUGCUCUGGAGAGAUCCUUUAAAACAACUAUGUAAAUAUGUGGCCUAAACCAAGAUCCAUUAAGGACAAUAUCUAAGAGGUAGCAAUAUCCAAGCGCUAAGAUGCACUGCUAACACACAAAAUGAUCGAAUGUGCACUCUGUGCUUAAUAUAAUGCAUUACCUUGAUGCAAUAUGUAACUGCUAAAAAUGCACUGCACACAUUGAAUAGGAAUGUUCUAAAUGUAAAACUUUUUAAGGGCAACACCCAAGAAUUAGCAAUAUUUAAUCCUUAUGAUGCACUACAGACAUCUACUUGAGAGCUAGCAUGUAAGACUAUAUAAAAUGCACUACAAAUAUUGUUGUGAGGACUUGCAUAGGAGGAUUGAAAAAUUGAUAUUAAGAUUUAAAUAAAAUGCACUAAAAGAGUAAUCCAUGUUCGAAAAAGGAUCUGGCUAUCUGGGUGAACCAAUAUCUGUGUAUAGUGGCAUAAUCAAAGCAUAGCAAUUUUUAAAAGGAAAGAAUACACCAUCAAUUUAAGAGACUUAAGUGAAGAAGGAAGAAAGAAUUAUAAAAUACCAAUAAUGAAGAAAAAAUCUGACCAUGAUUAGAGGAAGAAGUCUAUGAAGAAGAGGAACAAAUUGAAAAAAAUAAAAUUCCAAAACGAAAAAAAUGUGAACAGGAUUAGAAGAAGAUGUGUAUCAAGAAGAAGAUUGAAAUUUUGAUGAUUAUCAAAAUGUUAAAACAAACCUGAAUCUAUAUAUACACGAGAAUUGACUGAUGAAUAAGAAUUAGAAAUCCGAAUCAAUGGCAGUGUGAGUCCGAUCGGAAUAGAGCAUACAGAUUAAUUGCAAAGAACUCGCCAUUUCAAUAAAGGAGAGAGCUAAAUUACAGACACUCAUAAACAGAUAUUUCCACAUCCUAUCCCCGGCUGUAUUUUUCCGAGUAACUAAAACCAGUUACUCCCUACACUCACCCACACUCACCAAGACCCCUUGGAUUUUCCCGGUGGUAUUCUUGUGUAGAAUUCCUCCAAUGCUUCUCUCUCUACAUUGGUGGUGUGUAAAACCCACACACAUGUAUACCUUAGUCUCACUCUUUUUAAAGCAACCCAAGCCUUUCAAAAGUUGGACUCACCGCAUGUGUAAUUGCCUAGAAGGUUCUCGGUUUGACGGACCCGGUGGAUAUUUGGACAAGCUGGAGAGCCGGUACAAGUCGAAAUCGUUGACAAGUAGGCUAUACUUGAAGAAACGAUUGUUUGGUCUCCAAAUGGCGGAGGAAGCUAACUUUAAUGGAAACUUGGAUGAAUUCAACAAGAUUACAAUAGAGUUAGAAUCCAUUGAUGUGAAGAUUGAAGAGGAGGACAAGGCGCUGUCUUUGUUGGCUUCAUUGCCUUCAUCUUUUGACAACAUCGUGACCACGCUCUUGUUUGGAAAAGAGACCUUAAAAUUUGAUGAAAUAGUUGCUGCAUUGUUGAUGAACAAGACUCGCCAGGGUGGCAACGGGGUAUCAAAUGACGGCCAAGCUUUGGUAGCAAAAGGAGUUGGUCGGGAACGAGGACGUUCUAAAGAGAGGGGCGGUGUGUCCCAAUGCUUCAAAUCGAGUAGUAAAAGCUUUCAGUGCGUGUUACUCCUGCGAUGAAGAUGGUCAUUUCAAAAGGGAUUGUCUAAAGAGAAGGAAGGAAAAGAAGGACGGGAAAACACCCGUGACUAUAGUUGCUGAAAGUUUGAAUCAAGCAAGUGAAGAAGACUUGUUUUUGGAAAACACAAAGAGUCUAGGUAAAUCGGAUUGGAUAUUAGAUUCAGGUUGUUCGUUUUACAUGUGUUCGAUCAGUUAAGGAACAAUUUCAUAGGUAACAAACUUGUGAUGGGGGU